AGUAUAAAACUCGGGCGCUUCCACCAAAGCCUGACACAGAAGGUGGAAUCGGCUCCAGAGUCAGACUCCCAAAAGUGCUUGCAGAUCGGCACGGCACAAAGGGAGCUGCCGCCGGUUAACUUCGAGUCUGCGAACGCGCGGUGGACUUCAGCCCCCCCCCCCUCCGUCAGUAUGAAUCAUCUGCUGGCCUUGACCCUGGCCUCCCUGUGCGUGACCGCGACCCGGGGUCAGUCGUGCCAGGAGGAGUGCGUGACCUGCGACCACUUGGCUCGCCAGGCGGCCGCCUUCAGCUCUCUGGUGUGCAUCUUGGAGUGCGAGGGCUCGGUCGCAUCCUCCAGCACCUGGAGGUGGUGCCGCGAGGCCGUGCACGUGCUGGCCACUCGCGACGCGGCGCUCGCUCACGCCCUGCGCGCAUGGGGGGGUCGUGGCGGUGGUGUCGAAGGGGACCCGGCGACCCUCGUCGCAGGGACCAGCAGCGGCAUCGUGAAGCGUUACGGGGGCUUCAUGAGAAAGGGCAAGAAGCUCCACUCUGCGUCCAGCAAGGCCGCCAACGACAAGCGCUUCUCCGUCUUCUCGGAGCGAGACGGAGACGACCUCCAGAAGAUGGAGGAGGCCAUGGACGCGGCGCUGGGAGAUCUGCAAGCGGCGUCGGCGGCGGCGGCGGCGGGGAACGCCGCUGGAGCCGAGGCGAACGGAGCUCUGGUCGAGUCGAAGCGCUACGGCGGCUUCUUCCGUCGUCAGAGAAGCGACGACGAGCAGCAGCAACAGCAGCAGCAGGAGGAGGCGGCGGCUGCGGAGGAGGAGCGAGACGAGGACGACGACGACGGAGGAGAGGGGAACGCCAACAGCAGCAGCAGCAGCGGCGGCGUCGUCGUGAGCGACGCGGCCGCCGAGGGCGAGGCCGCCGGCGCACGCGAGGGCGCGGGCCGCCGGCACGAGGUGGAGAAGCGCUACGGGGGCUUCAUGCGGCGGCUGGGCAGGCCCUCAAAGAAAGAGGGCGGGCGCUACAAAUCAAUCCUCCGCCAGUACAUGGAUCUGCAGGAGCCCGGUGUUGGCGUCACCAGCGAGGAGCUCACCGAAGAAGAAGACCUUCAGCAGCAGCAGCAGCGCCUCCGCCACCACCACCAGCAGCAGCAGCAGGUGGAGGAAGAUGACAAAAAGAGAUUCGUGGGCUUUGCGCGGAGCUGAACGCACCGGCCCAACCACGCCGACCGUGCAUUUGACGUCGCGUCCGUCUGAAGAGCGCUGCGCUCACCCCCCCCCCCCCCUCUCUCUCUAUCAAUGUGCUCGUCUAAAGCCGCUAAUAAAAAAAUAUAUAUAUGACGAUGAUGAUGAUGAUGUACCCCCCUCCCCCCCACCAAAAAAAUCCCCCACCUCCACCCACCCACUCCGGUGUGAGAUUACUUCAUGUAAGCGUCGAGAGAAGAUUCCUUGGGAGAUGUAACGAGAUAAUCAUGUUAUUUUUGCAUUGACCCGUGAUGGCAUAUAUAGCUUAGGUGUUGAUCAAUGUUGAAUAAAACCUAUAACAGAAGUGUGCAGCAUACCUGACCGCCUGCGUUGUAUAGUAUUACGGAUUGCAAUACGUCAUGUCGUCGUCGAUGCGGGCUGAUGUAGGGACUUUGCAGUUCUGUGUCGCCUUAUACUCAAGACAUUGUCAACGGGAAAUUGCACGGCGAUCCAUUUAUAGAUAUCCCACUAUACGGUUAGCAACGUUGUUUUCACUUAGUUAAAUCCUCUAACGUCCUUCGUACUGUAGGGACACGGUCAGCCUGUAGGAUCGGACUGUAGGGAAACAGGGGGACGAUAGGGGUUGCAUUGUUCCGUCGUGCUCGUUCGCCUCUCGUCUCAGGACUGCAGUCGGUCAAUCCCAUCGUGACCAGCAGUGUGGCGGGUAUAUUGGGAUCGAGUUGAUCCUAUAGUCUGCGACUCGCCCCCUAUAAGACCCCUCUCUGGCCCACCUCUGGGAAAGAGAUUACCAGAGCAUGUAUUUUUUUGUUUGCAUGUUCAGCACGGGUACCGCGCGUGGUUAAUUCAGACUUAAUUUCUUGCAAAAAAAUAUUGCCAGAAAGAGUAAAAAAGCAUUCAUAUUUUUUCAUAAGUAAUAGAUGCUUGGCGAGGCUAUCUGCGUAGAAAAGUGACGUUGACAAAAACCCACGUAAAAAAACUGCAGCCUUAAACAAGGGGGGAGACAUAUAUACAACGGGCGACGUUUCGGGCAAUGGCCCUUCUUCAUUGCAGAAGAUAGACGGGAAUGUUGAGUGUUUUAUUUUUACUGAAGAACCCAAGGGGGCGGUUGGGAAAUAGUGUGGUAUCUGCAAAUGGAUCACCGCAUACAUCAACCACCAGAGUGAGACACCACGUGGGUAGCGUCGCGUCAUCACACGCACACACACACGCGCACGCGCGCGCGCACUUGGCUUAUGUUCGAGUUGAUAAUGAACGCCACAAAUGUCUGGCAAAUCAACGUAAAUACAUUGUGUUCUUGCUGUUGUGAUGGACAAAAUAAAAUAUACAAAAAAUA
Messenger RNA from Petromyzon marinus (sea lamprey), 2521 nucleotides. The record is from RefSeq and is a predicted model, not a curated record. Lineage: Eukaryota; Metazoa; Chordata; Hyperoartia; Petromyzontiformes; Petromyzontidae.